UUGUAGUAUUGGUUAAGGAACGCUAAACUAAUACCUGAAAACAUUGAACAUGUUUCGCUCUGCUUACGAGAACGACGUGACUGUGUUUAGUCCACAGGGCCGGCUUCAUCAGGUGGAGUAUGCCAUGGAAGCUGUGAAGUUGGGAACCGUCACAGUAGGACUCAAGAGUGAGGAGUAUGCCGUGCUUAUCGCACUUAAUCGUCCGGACCCCCUAAUGGUCGAUUCUGAAAAUGGUCAACAGCGGAAGAUAAUGGCGAUCGAUAGCCACAUCGGCAUAUCGACAGCAGGCUUGAUGGCUGACGCGCGUCGAAUUACGAAGCACUUGCGCUCCGAUUGCUUGAGUUAUAACACCGCUUACCAAUCCUCAUAUCCCGUGGCCCGACUAUUCCAAAACUUGGGCAUCAAACUACAAUCGGGUACACAGACUUACGAUCGUCGCCCAUAUGGAGUGGGAAUUUUAGGAGCCGGCUACGAUGAUCAAGGUACACAUAUUUUCCAAGUAAUGCCGUCGGCCAAUGUUCUCAAUUGUAAGGCCAUGGCCAUUGGGGCCCGCUCUCAAGGUGCACGUUCCUACUUGGAGCGCCAUUUGAAAAGUUUCGCAGAUUGCACAAAGGACCAAUUAAUAUGCCAUGGCAUUCAAGCUAUUCGAGCUUCAAUGGGCUCCGAGGAGCCUGCCACUGAUUUGCAUAUUAAUGUUGCAAUUGUGGGUAAAAAUACACCUUUUAGAGCAUUAAGCGAUGCGGAGAAUCAACAAUACUAUGUCAUGGCAAAAGCCUCUGGGGCUCCACUUACAGCCACAGAUAAUAUUGAGGCUACUGAUUCAACCGAUCCACCUGAACCUUCCUCACCUAACGCAGAGGAAGGCACUGAGGGGAUUGAUAACAACGAUUUGCCUGACACCCCAUCUGACGGUGCAAAUCGUUGAAAUUGUGUCCAAGGGCAACAAAAAUGUUCAAAUUCUUCCAUGUUCUCAUUGUACUGCAUAAGAAAUUAAAAAUAAAAAUAGGCUUAAGUCCAUAUCGCUUAAAUAUGGUGAGAUGUCA
This is a messenger RNA of Scaptodrosophila lebanonensis, 1043 nucleotides long. RefSeq names its product proteasome subunit alpha type-1-like. The record is from RefSeq and is a predicted model, not a curated record. The transcript has 2 exons. The coding region runs from base 50 to 925 and encodes 291 amino acids. Gene Ontology annotation, biological process: ubiquitin-dependent protein catabolic process. Lineage: Eukaryota; Metazoa; Arthropoda; Insecta; Diptera; Drosophilidae. Gene Ontology annotation, cellular component: proteasome core complex, alpha-subunit complex; proteasome core complex; nucleus.